AUGAUGGAGUUGCCGGAUUACAGCUUCUAUGAGUUCAAGGAGCAUGAGCCCAACCCUUACCAAGGCACCACGCUGGACAGGAGCAUUUUGUUGGACCCGCCUGCGCCUGUUUUGACCCCGCCGAAGUUCGAGUUCUCCAAGCUUGAGAACGGCAUGAAGAUUGCCUCGAUUGACAAGCAGGGCCUCACCGCUCGCUUGGGCCUUUACGUGCAUGCUGGCUCCCGCUUCGAGGUGCCAGGCAACUUGGGUGUGGCGCAUAUGGCUGCCCUCAUGGGCUUCCGCUCCACUGCGCACUUGAGCCACCUGAGGACGGUGAAGACCCUGGAGCAGCUCGGCGCCCACCUCAGCUCCUCGGCCACUGCUGGCCGCGAGGAGAUCGCCUACCAGGUGGAGCUGCAGCGCGAGUACAUGCCGCUUGCUGUGCCCCUCCUGGUCGGCAACGUGCUCUUCCCACGAUUGCUGCCAUGGGAGGUGAAGGCCGCGCAGUCUGACGUGCCCACCGCCAAGGAGGCUCUGGUCAAGGAUCCUGACACCAUGGUCAGUGAGCUGCUCCACAAGGCUGCCUAUUGCAACAACACGCUGGGGCUUAGCACGCUGGCAAGCGAACGGUCCAUGAGCUACUUCACUCCGGAGACAAUCCGCGGCUUCCUCCUAGACCACUUCGCACCCGAGCGAAUGGUCUUUGUGGGCGUCAACGUUGCCCAUUCCGAGCUCUCCAAGUGGGUGAUGCGUUCUUUCGCAGACUACAAUGCCAUCCCCCUGAAGAAGCGCGAGGAGAAGAAGGCCCAGUAUACUGGUGGUGACAUGCGAUUGGAGGGAGCCUCGCCUUACUGCCACCUGGCACUCGGGUUCGAGUCCACAGCCUUUGGGCAGGCUGAGCUUGCUCCAGUUGCCCUCGUCCAGGCCCUGCUUGGCGGGGGCUCCGCCGUCUACAGUGGCAUCGGCUCCGGCCUGACCUCGCGGCUUUCCACGCAGGUGCUGAGGCAGAGUCCCUACGUGGAGUCCUGCGCAGCCUUCAACACCUCGUACUCGGACUCCGGCCUCUUCGGCGUCUACGGUGUCUGCCAGCCUGAGAAGGCCUCUGACAUGGCCAUGGCCAUGGCAUCGGCACUGAAGGGCCUCUCUAGCGUGAGCAAGGAGGAGCUGGCAAAGGCCAAGGCGAUUCUCAAGGGCAAGAUGUUCCGGCAGGCAGACAACGACAGUGAGCUGAUGCAGGACAUGGGCCAGCAGCUCCUCCUGACGGGCAAGUAUGGGUCGGCAGCAGAGUUCGGCAAAAUCAUCGACGGCGUGAGCGAAGCCGAGGCGGUUCUUGGGGUGACAAGAUUCUGCCAGAGGCUUCUCAGUCCUGAGGGUGUUGAGUUACCCGAUGGCACCGAGCUGAAGUUGCCCUGUCGCCUGCACCUGGUCAAAGUGAUGUUUGAUGCAGAGGCCACCUGCGGGCUGCAAGGACAGCUUGAGGAAGCCAUUCAGGGUAAUGACCUUGCAACCAUGGAGGUCCUGCUGCAAUCGCCGAUGGAUCCAAAUCACACCUGCCCCAGGCACCAGUCCGCAUUGCGCACGGCCAUUUUUUGGCAAAGCCUCACUGCAGUGCAGAUGUUGAUUGAAGCGAGUGCGGACCUCAAUAGGGUUGAGACAGGACUGGUCGGACACCCAUUCUUUUCCCACAAAGGCGACAAAGGCACGUUUGCAGCGCGAGAAUCAUCUGGCGCAGCUUUGCAUCACGCCUGUGACAGGAGGACCAGUACUAGCUGCAAUGGGAUCUUGCAUGCUUUGAUUCACGCCCGGGCUGAUGUCAACCUGGUAAAUCUGAACGAUCGGACGCCACUCCACAAUGCUAUCAUCGAGGGCAACAAGGGUGCUGUAGAAGUACUGCUCAAGGCACACGCAGAUCCGAACAAGGGUGGUGGCAAGGGUUUGACCUCUGCGUUCUUGGCUGUGCAGCACUACACGGUCCCCCUGCUCGAAACCUUGCUCGAUGCAAGGGCAAAUCCCAACUCUCCAGGUACUUCUAUUGAACCACAACCCUUGUACAUGGCCUGCCAAAGAAAUGCCUUAGAACACAUGCAGCUGUUGAUCAACAGGCGUGCUGAUGUCGACAGAGGCGAAGCAGAAUUUGGGGAAUCAUCUCUGCACCUGGCGUGCAGGAUGGGUGCGAUAGACCAGGUGAAGCUGCUAAUCGUAGCUCGUGCCGAUGUUGACUGCGCUAACUCGGCUGGAGCGACGCCUCUUCAUGCUGCUUGUGCGAGUGGGCACCAAAAACAAGACGAAGCAAGACAGCUCAAGAUUGUAAAGCUCCUGGCCGACGCUGGAGCUGACAUGGCUUGCAAGAAGGACGGAGUAACGGCCGCACAGCUCGCCGAAAGUGUUCGGCGGGAAGGAAUUGCGAGUUUCCUGAAGCGGAAGGCUGCGAGCAUGUCGAGCAUGACGAGCAUCGAAAACUUCAAUGCCGCCGAAGCUUCCGCUGAAGCUUGCACUGAAGCUGGACACGAGCUCGCUCGCCCAAAGCGUGCUGUGCUGCUUCUGUCGAGGCGUGACAAGGGCACAAAAAGGCUUCCGCUGUAUGUGCCCCAACCAACCGACUAUCAUGCCAUCCUGGUCCUGCGUAUAUGCAUGUACGUGUAUACAUUGACCGACGGAUGCGAGGUCACUGCCGCCGCGAAGAAGAUCCUUGGCUCGAAGCUGUCCUUGGCGGCCUACGGCGACGUCCACUCGGUCGCCCGGUCGAGCAUGCCGGGUCUGAAAAGAUGA
Molecule: messenger RNA, 2748 nt
Organism: Symbiodinium natans
Lineage: Eukaryota; Dinophyceae; Suessiales; Symbiodiniaceae
Source: the annotation of a GenBank genome assembly